UGGCCUUCAAUUGCAUCGAACACAACUAUUUUUGUUGCACCAUACGAUACAAACAGAAUACGAUUAGCCCAUCAUUUAGGCAGGGAGAGGAUUAGGAAACAAAACGCAUCACGUGAAUCAUGAGAAAUAACAACCAKAACAAUCGAAGUCGAUGCCGGACACUCGUCRCCUUUCUGUUUGUGGCYCACUUUUGGCCGUCGUGCCUGGCAUUUGUGGUGGUCUCUCCGCUAUCGGUAMCAUCUACAUUGAAGAGCAUCCGCUCUCCCACUGCGGUGUUCUCGUCCUCGAACRACAACGRCARCGAYAGCAAUGAACCUUUCGAGAAUGUGGCGGCGGCCGUCAUCGUGCCCGGGUUUYUGACGGGAGCUGACGAAUUCGAACCCCUUUGCAAGGCGCUGACCGAGCRGGGGAUCCCCACCGUCGCGGUCCCCAUGCCAAACUGGCACUGGCUGCCCUGCCUCGGGGGGAGGUCCGCUCGGCCCAUCCUCGAGAGGAUCGACUUUGCCGUCAAGCACAUAAUUGCCAACUACGAAAACACGGGAAAUCCCAUCAUUGCGAGCAACGCUGUUCUGAAUAUUCCCAAGUACAAGUAUUCGGUGUGGGACUGCUGGAUGGACUUUCGAAACAACCCCGGGGGCGUCUCGAAGGUCGGGGGAUCGUCCAGGGUCGACGAAUAUCCCGUGGUGGAACCCCGCGGUGACUUUCCGCCGCCAKWAUCCUUUCGGAAAGGGGGCGAUGGAAYGCAGCCGAAGAAAAAGAUUGCGCUCAUCGGACACAGGUGCGUAUGGCGCAAUGCGUGCCGAACGAGAUGGAUCCACCUCGUMGAAAAUGUUCCGGGUUUGUCUUACUCAGUUUUCUGCCCUCUCUCUUGCCUACCACCAAAAUCGAUUGUUCAGCGCCGGUGGAUGGAUUAGCCGGGUUUACCUCAGUUCGAGUCCCUACGGAGGCAAGGCMUACGAGGGUUCCAAAUAUAUCCACUCACUGGUCACCCUGGGAACCCCCCAUUCGAACGCUCCCGGUCCGGCCUUUGAGGGAAUUUCCUGGAUCAACCAACCCGAAAACGAGCACGACCGCAUCCAACACGUCCGGACKCUGGCGGUUGCCGGCUCCGGAUUCAAGGGUGGCGAAUGGGGCAGCCUGACGCAGGGCGCCUACAGCUUUUGCUGUCCGAAGGGGACCGAUGGGACCGGCUACGACGGAGACGGCGUGACCCCCACUUUUUCGGCACUGGACRUGCCGGGGUCGGAAUCCCUGGUCCUGGAGGGCACGACGCACCACUUUUGUUGGUCGGACGUAUUUGGCGGGGACUUUGUGGCACCGGAACUGACGGAGGACCACAAGCAGGGGCGGUCCUGGUAUGGGAGUGAGGGGAUCCUGGAACAGUGGUCGAAGUUCAUCCAAGAACAGAGCCGGUAAAGCUUUGUAUGAUGGAAGGAAAAGGAACGCAAUGAAACAGAAGACAACACAACACAAUGAAUGCGUUUGAAAGCAAGAACGAAUAGAUCCAGUGGGGUUCA
Molecule: messenger RNA, 1517 nt
Organism: Pseudo-nitzschia multistriata
Lineage: Eukaryota; Bacillariophyta; Bacillariophyceae; Bacillariales; Bacillariaceae
Source: the annotation of a GenBank genome assembly